Molecule: messenger RNA, 441 nt
Organism: Penicillium antarcticum
Lineage: Eukaryota; Fungi; Ascomycota; Eurotiomycetes; Eurotiales; Aspergillaceae
Exons: 2
Coding region: 1-441 (146 amino acids)
Source: RefSeq, a predicted model, not a curated record
AUGCAAAUCCCAAAGCCCCUUCUCCCAGCACUCUUCGCCCUCACGGCAAACGCCCUGUUCGACUGCAACACCGACCAACACGCCUUCGAUCCGGCAACCGGCAAGUUCGUCGUACAUUUCACUUCCGCUCGUGAUAGCCAUUACAAUGGGAACGAGCCAUGGAUCAGAAUCUGUCGCCCCAAUUCCUCCGGCACAUGGGAUAACAUCGACCCACUGGGGAUACCCUGCGAUACAGCCGGUGCAAAAACAUUUAGUCCAAGCCAGACUGGUCUGAAGGGUGAUUUGAAGGUUGGGCUUGGGGAUGCGUGUGCUAGUAUUGGGCGUUUGGCUGGGAGUUAUCUGGAGUAUAAGAGUGUUUUUGUUGAUUUGGAUGGGGAUUAUGGAAAUGGGGAUGUUUGUGGCAAGAGAGAUCAUGGGCGGUCUUGUCAGUUGAGUUUGUAA